Messenger RNA from Sebastes umbrosus (honeycomb rockfish), 2410 nucleotides. RefSeq names its product cysteinyl leukotriene receptor 1-like. The coding region runs from base 192 to 1202 and encodes 336 amino acids. Lineage: Eukaryota; Metazoa; Chordata; Actinopteri; Perciformes; Sebastidae. The record is from RefSeq and is a predicted model, not a curated record. Gene Ontology annotation, biological process: G protein-coupled receptor signaling pathway. The transcript has 2 exons. Gene Ontology annotation, cellular component: plasma membrane. Gene Ontology annotation, molecular function: leukotriene receptor activity.
UGCAUGGUUGAUGAUGUCACUGGGCUUGAUGCUUCCAAUAACUGUGAGGAAGCAGCCACCUGCUGCAGCCUCCUCCCACCGCUGCUGCGCCAUCUGGCAGAUGAGGCAGAGUAGACCAGGAGAGAAGAUCAACACACCAGCUGCACCGCUCUGACACCAGACAGGAAUUCGUGCUGCAGGUGUGAUCUCAAAUGGAGCCAGAUAUGACACACCGUUGCAAUGAGACCAUCGAUGAAUUUCGUAACAUGGUUUACUCCACAUCCUACUCCCUCAUCACCGUGCUGGGCCUGGUUGGGAAUGGCUUUGCCCUGGUGGUGCUGAUCAGAGCGUACCGCCAGAGCUCACCUUUUCACGUCUACAUGCUGAACCUGGCCGUGUCCGACCUGCUGUGCGUCAUGACGCUGCCACUGAGAGUCCUCUACUAUGUCACGGGCGAGUGGAACCUGGGGGACUUCGUCUGUCGCAUCAGCUCCUACGCCCUCUAUGUCAACCUCUACUGCAGCAUCUACUUCAUGGCUGCCAUGUCCGUCACGCGUUUCUUGGCCAUCGUCUUCCCUGUGCAGAACCUGCGGCUGGUGACAGAGAACCGUGCUCGCCUGGUGUGCGUGGGCGUCUGGGUGUUCAUCUGCCUUUCGUCCUCACCCUUCCUGAUGACGGGCGAGAAAAGGGACCCCAUCACAAAUAAAACCACGUGCUUUGAGCCUCCAGCACAAGGUACAGAUAUGAAGAAACUAAUCUGGCUGAACUAUUUGUCCCUGGUGGUGGGCUUUGCCCUGCCCUUCCUGGUAAUCCUGAUCUGCUACGCCGGCAUAGUCCGUGCCCUGCUGUCCCGCACCAACGCUGCCCGACGCCAGCGAGACACGGGCACCAGAGCCAUCCGAAUGAUUGUCAUCGUCCUGCUGACCUUCCUCAUCUGCUUCAUGCCGUACCACGUGCAGCGCACCAUCCACCUGAGCUUCCUGUCCCAGCCUGGCAGGUCCUGCCCAGAGAAACUUGCCAUGCAGAAGUCCGUCGUGGUGACGCUGUGUCUGGCUGCUGCCAAUUCAUGCUUCGAUCCGCUGCUUUAUUUUUUUUCCGGCGAGGGUUUCCGCAGUCGCUUGUCCUCCCUGCGCAGGUCAAUGAAGGAAAGCACCCACAACCGUAUAGUCAGGGUGAUGCCCGUCAAAGGCUCAGAGUCUGGGGAAAACCAUCAGCUGGGCUGAGGGCCAGAUAAUUUAAACCAGACAGGAGGCUCAUCAAACAAGCAGCUUAGGAUAUGUUUAGAGCUCAGGGUGGCGUGUGGCCUCAGUAGCAAACAGGGAAGGAGUUGAGAGAAACAUAAUAAAACAUUUCAAUUAAUUAGGGCUGUUUUACUCAUGAACACAAGUCUCAGGAGCAUGUUUUCCUUUAAAAUCAAUAUUUAUUAUUCUCAAGAAUGCAUAGUGUUCAAUGUUUAAAUCUGCAUUAUCAUUAUGGCAGUAUAAAGUAUCCUAUUAUGUCCCAAAAGUUACUCAAACUGUGGAAUUACAAAUAUAUAUACACAGUAUAUCAAUGUAUGAAUGUUUUGUAGAUACUGUUGUCUUUUUAUCGAGUCUUGUAUCACUCAACCUGCAUAUAAAUGUUUAUCAAGAAGGGCUAAACUCAACUGUGCACCUUUAAUUUUCUUAUCUAUUCUUCUUCUCCUUAUCUUCUAUCACUGUUUUUUUUUUUUUACAUUUUUGUGGCAAUGUUAACGUUGUUAUUAUGAGUUAUUGUGAUUUUCCAUGCUUAUUAUAAAGAAUUUUACUCAAUUUGGAUUCAUAUUUGUUGUUUUUGUGCUAUUGAUUUUUUAUAUUUCUGUGUAUCUUAUUUGUAAAUAAUAAUGAUGAUGAAUAAUGAUUUUCAGCACUGUGUACUUUUAAAAGAGUAGUUUGAUAUUUUGUGAAAUACGCUUAUUUGCCUUCUUGUUCUUAAGAAUUAGACAAGAAGAAUGACGUCCCUCUCGUAACUGCAACUGGUUCAGUAUUCUGCUGCCAGGCUUCUAAUGGUCAUUAAUAAAAGGGAGCACAUUGCACCAGUCCUGGCAUCGUUGCACUGGCUUCCCCUACAAUUUAGAAUACAUUUUAAAGUUGUAUUACUCACUUUUAAAGCACAACUUGGUCUGACCCCAGAAUACAUAAUGGAUCUCUUAACACCCUAUACGCCUGUAUGUGGUCUGAGAUCAUCUGAUCAGCUACUUCUUGCUGUUCCCAGGUCCAAUUUUGUGACGAGAGGCGAUCAGGCUUUUGCUGUCAGGGCUCCCAAACUCUGGAAUGCACUUCCUAUAGAGAUACCAUCAUCUAAAAAAAUCGUUUGAAAACACAUUUUUUUAGGAUAGCAUUCCUAUAAAUAGAAGACUGGGUAUAAAUAUAUGUAUGUAUACAUCCGUUUCUGGACGCAUGUGUACAUUUAU